Besnoitia besnoiti is the source of this 927-nucleotide messenger RNA. RefSeq names its product dihydrodipicolinate synthase. Lineage: Eukaryota; Apicomplexa; Conoidasida; Eucoccidiorida; Sarcocystidae. The transcript is spliced from 2 exons. Gene Ontology annotation, molecular function: 4-hydroxy-tetrahydrodipicolinate synthase activity. Gene Ontology annotation, cellular component: cytosol. The coding region runs from base 1 to 927 and encodes 308 amino acids. The record is from RefSeq and is a predicted model, not a curated record.
AUGACGGCCUCGAAGGAUAUCUCUCAGCUCCACGGCUCCAUAGUCGCUUUGAUCACCCCCAUGAAGGCGGAGUCUCCGCACGCCGUGGAUGUUGAGGCCCUGAAAAAGCUGGUGGACUGGCACGUCGCGGAGGGUACAGAUGCGAUCGUUGCCAUGGGGACGACAGGAGAAUCUCCAACGCUGACGUGUGAAGAAUGGGCAACAGUGGUGAGCACUGUCGUUAGCGCAGCAGCAGGCCGCGUGCCUGUGAUAGCGGGAACAGGCACGAACUGCACAGCGACCGCAGUCGAGAAAACAAAGAAGGCGCAGCAACUAGGUGCAGACGCAGCCCUCGUCGUGACGCCGUACUACAACAAGCCUACGCAAGAAGGGUUGUUCCAGCACUACUGCGCCGUUGCGGCGGCCGUCCCCGGUUUCCCCAUCAUUACGUACAAUGUGCCUGGCCGCACGUCGUGCGAUUUGCUGCCUGAGACCAUCGCGCGGAUUGUGAAGGAAGCGCACAACGUUAUCGGCAACAAGGAGGCGUCUGGGAAAUUCGAAAGAUUCGAGGCCCAGCGGAAACUGCUUGGAUCGUCCUUCAAAAUACUGAGCGGCGAAGACUGUCAGAGCUGUGAUGCCAUGCUGGCUGGCGCGUGCGACGGCGUCAUCAGUGUCACCUCAAACGUCGUGCCGCGCCAGAUGCACCAAAUGUGUGAGUUCGCGCUCAAGCGAGAUCGCGCAGCCGCCAAGCAAGUCGACGACAAGCUCAUGGGGCUGCACAACAACCUUUUCUGCGAACCCAACCCCACAGCUGCGAAAUGGCUCCUCGCCGAGAUGGGGAAGAUUGGACGCGGCAUCCGCCUUCCGUUGCUUCCCCUCUCUGAGGCGCACCACGAGAAACUGAGGAAUGCCUUGAAAGAGGCUGAAAGCGCCGGAGUGUCAUGCUAG